Molecule: messenger RNA, 1707 nt
Organism: Canariomyces notabilis
Lineage: Eukaryota; Fungi; Ascomycota; Sordariomycetes; Sordariales; Chaetomiaceae
Product: MFS general substrate transporter
Exons: 4
Coding region: 1-1707 (568 amino acids)
Biological process (GO): transmembrane transport
Cellular component (GO): plasma membrane
Molecular function (GO): transmembrane transporter activity
Source: RefSeq, a predicted model, not a curated record
AUGUCGUCCCAGCCCGCUGAAAAUGAACCCAGCGGUGUCGAUGAAGGUGCCAGUGUCACACAGCCAAGCUCGGCCGGGCUGGCCUUGGUCAUGGUCGGGCUCUGUGUGGCUGUUUUCCUAACCGGCAUGGACCAAACAAUCCUCGCCACGGCCGUGCCUGUCAUCAGCAAAGAGUUCAACACGUCCGAGGACAUAGGCUGGUGGUCCAACGCCUACUUCCUCACCCUGAGCAGUUUCCAACUCUUUUACGGAAAGCUGUACUCGCUCUACUCCAUCAAGCUCGUGUACCUGGUCACCAUUGUCCUCUUUGAGAUCGGGUCCUUGGUCUGCACCGUGGCCCCCAACUCGGUUGCGCUUAUUGUUGGUAGGGCGCUGGCCGGUUUGGGCGCGGCGGGGAUUUUUUCGGGUAGUGUGCUUAUCUUGACCAAGUUAGUCCCGCUUGCGCAACGAGCCGCCUACCUCGGGGUGAUGUCGGCCUUCUUCGGGCUAGCCGCCAUCGUCGGGCCCUUCAUUGGUGCCGGGCUCAUCCAGUCGUCGACAUGGAGGUGGUGUUUUGGCAUCAACCUACCACUCGGGGCCGUGACGGUGGUUCUGUGCUCUGUCUUUGUCCACACACCCUGGGAAUCCCGGCAUCUGACUGUCUCCGCGCAGCUGCGCCAGCUCGACCUCCCCGGGACGAUCUGCAUGGUGGCAGCUAUCAUCUGUCUGCUGCUGGCCUUGCAAUGGGGCGGUUCUGCGUAUUCAUGGGACAACGGGCGGAUCAUUGCGCUCCUUGUCCUCUUCGCUGUCCUGGCAGUCGCCUUCCUCGUUAUCCAGAAGGUGUCACCGACUGCGACCACCAUACCACGCAGUCUGGCGCGCAACCGUGAUGUAUGGCUCGCGGCUGUUUAUUCCAUGUGCAUCACCGGGGGCGUUUACGUCGCUGUCUUGUACCUGCCUAUAUGGUUUCAGGACAUACGAGAUCAGACGCCGCUUGCAUCAGGGGUGCUGCUUACACCUCUGAUCGCCGGCUAUGUUGUGUCUUCGAUUGUAGCGGGUGGGCUCACAAGUGCCAUCGGCUACUAUAACCCGGCCAUCCUGCUCGGUACUGCCCUCACCGUCGCCGGGUCUGCUUUACUUAGCGUCACCAACCUCGACACAUCGACGGCCCGCAUCGUCGGCUACCAGCUCCUAUACGGCUUCGGCGUGGGCAUGGGGUUUGGCCAGCCCAGCUACGUCGUGCAGACCCUACUACCAACGUCCGACGUGCCCAUCGGCGUGACCUUCAUCACGCUGGUGCAGAACCUCAGCGCGUCCGUCUUUGUAGCUGUCGCGCAGGCCAUCUUCCAGGGCGAGAUGCGCCGCCGGCUCGCCCCGCUCCUGCCGUCCGAGGAUGCGUCGGCCAUCCUGGGCUCCGACCUAACCCAGAUUCUGUCCUCACUGCCGGACGAGAGCCACGACGAGGCGCUCCGCGCUGUCAGCACUUCGAUCGUCAUGACUCUCUACGUCACGCUGGCCUUGAGCGCCGCGUCUGUUGUUGGUGCUGGCAUCAGGUGGGGUUCCAUGAAGAAGGGGAAAUUGAACCCCGGCGAGACGCCGUCGUCUACCGAGAACACGGAUGGCGAAGCCAAAGUGCAUAUGCAACCGACGUCGUCGGUGACGGCGACUGAUCUGGAUCAUGGGGUUGCCAUUGAUGCGCCUAAAGAAGCCAGACAUUCGCCCAUGUAG